Messenger RNA from Rhopalosiphum padi (bird cherry-oat aphid), 1254 nucleotides. RefSeq names its product mediator of RNA polymerase II transcription subunit 28 (gene MED28). The transcript has a single exon. Gene Ontology annotation, cellular component: mediator complex. The coding region runs from base 271 to 924 and encodes 217 amino acids. The record is from RefSeq and is a predicted model, not a curated record. NCBI's taxonomy places the organism in Eukaryota, Metazoa, Arthropoda, Insecta, Hemiptera, Aphididae.
AUUAUUAUCAUUUAUUUAUCAAAAUUCAAAAUAAAUGGUAAUAUAGUUAACAUACUAAAUUACAAACAUUUGACUUAGACUUGGACAUUUCUUUACCCGUUGUUAAAAUUGUAAUCUGCGUUUUCGAAAGUGAAUUAAUUUGGUUGUUUUUAUUUCGCUUAGAGUGCGCGUCUCAAUUUCUUCCGAAUUAAAUAAGUAUUAAAGUGCCGCGUCUCUUGUAAAAGUUUCGUCAUUUGCGCCUUGCAAAGCAAACAACCAUAAUUUAACACCAUGGCCACCCCAACUAGCGGCAAUGGCAAUUUGGUGGACGAAUUCGACGAAGCGUUCAUGUCACUUGUCGAAAUAAUAUCAAAAGAAGAAGAGACUUUCUCGCCGGUCGACAAAGAAGAAGUACGCGUAGACAUAGAUCAGUGUACCAUGAGAUUCAUCGACAUUGCUAGACAACUGGAGGCGUUUUUUCUGCAGAAACGGUUUCUCCUGUCGGCCCUAAAGCCCGAACUGAUCGUUAAAGAAGAUAUAUCCGAGUUGCGUUUAGAGUUGGCGCGUAAAGAUGAUCUCAUCCGGCGCCAUUAUGAUAAAAUCUCUAUUUGGCAAAAUUUGUUGGCUGAUUUACAACAGGUGGCCAAAUCGCCCGCCCAGAACACUAUGGGCCAGAGUCCCAUGCCAGCACCGAUGCCAUCUCCCUUGCCAAUCGGACCACCCCAACAACAACUAUCGCCUCAAGUACCUGGAGGUAUGGUUUCGCCACAACAGGCUAUGUUCCUACAACAGCAACAGCAACAGCAGCAACAACAACAACAACAGCAGCAGCAAAGGCCUGGUCCAGUUGCUGGUGGACCAAUGCCUGGUGCAUUGUUACAAGGACCAUUGGCAUAUUUGGAAAAGACCACCAGCAAUAUAGGAAUGGGUGAUGGGAGGAGGUGACGAGGUCGGGGACGAGGAAGAGGACGCGGUAGGGCCCAUCUUAGUCCCCCUUGACCACUGGCAAAGGCACAAAAUUGAUGCUUUUAAGCCAAACGAAUUGCUACAAAUAAUCCUACCAAUUAUUUUGUGAAAGUCACUUGUAAAUUACUGUAAAUUUUGUAACUAUGUUGCUUAUUGUUUAUAAACUGUAUAUAUGUUUUGACAUUGUAUAAUAUGCUUUAUAAAUUUAUAAUAUUGUUUUAUUUUUCAUUCUUAAAGCUGUAAAUACUCGCUUCACGAUGAUCUGUAAAUUUCCGAAUUAAUAAUAUAUUAUGUAAUUUAUUUGUGUUA